AUGUCGUGUCCAUUCGCCAAGUUCGCCUCGCUCUUCCCUUGCGCUACCAAAGAAGAUUCCUCCUAUCACCACCACUACUCCUCCUCCUCCUCCUCAUCGUCAUCAUUAUCAUCGCCGAGCUCAAGCCUGAGCGAAGCACUCCGUCUCGGCACAGCCUCCAGCCAUCGAGCGGUAGAAAAAUCACUCGGAGUCUCACUCCUCCUCCAGUCCAUAAACCCUUCCACUUCUUCCACUAGCCCGCUUAAGUUCGACAGAGUUGAUUAUAUACGAUUCAACAUUAUGCUGGCCUGCAUCUACAUUGCGUUGGAGGCAAGUUUGCACAACAGUAGAGAGCAAGUGUUGGUGAAAGCGUUGUUCAACGAUGCAGGCUUGAUGCAGGCUUUGGCUCGGACGCAGGGGUUGUUGAGGGAUGUUGAGGUGCAUCUUGGCACAGUGGAGCUCCACACUGGUGCCACACUGGCAGAUCUAGCAGAGGCCUCAAGAGAGGAGAAUGCAGCUAUCUCUCUAUCCAGUGUCGUUGCAGAGGAUGUGGAGAGUGAGGGUGCUCGAGACAGGUUGCUACAGCUGGUUCAGAGCUCAUUACCAAUAGCACUGCUCUUGAACCCAACCGAGACUAGGAACACAGGGCUGACAGAAGAGCACAUAGCGCUCCUAACACCAGCACAGAUGCACGCAACCCUAUCCUACGUAUCCACUCUCCUCAGUCUAUCCCAAACCGGCAAUCGAGGCCCGUUGCUCUCCCACGCAUACACAAGAUACCUAGGCGACCUAUCCGGGGGUCAACACAUUGUUCGAAAACUAUGCAAACGCUUUGCUACCGAAAAGGGGGACGGAUUCGAAUUUUACUCCUUCUCCGCAGGUGCAGACCUUAAGUCCAGGUUCAGGGUCGCAAUGCAAUCAACACUCCCCAACCCAGCAACAACCUCAGCACUGGUUGCCGAAGCGAACAGGGCAUUCGACCUAAACACAGCCCUUUUCGAAUCUCUACUCCCGGCAGACCUACGUAUGCAACCCGAGAGAGUGCAUGUAGAGCCGAAUCAGAAGCUUGGAGCAGUGCAAGUAGCGUUGAAAGGUAAGGAUACUGGGCAUCGAUGGAUGAUGGUUUCCCUAGCUUGCGUAGCGAUGGCCUUGUGGAUUGGACACAGUUUCAUGUUGGUUAAGCAGGGGUUCGUGCAAGGUGCUGUAGCCUAA
Molecule: messenger RNA, 1191 nt
Organism: Ustilago hordei
Lineage: Eukaryota; Fungi; Basidiomycota; Ustilaginomycetes; Ustilaginales; Ustilaginaceae
Exons: 1
Coding region: 1-1191 (396 amino acids)
Biological process (GO): heme oxidation
Molecular function (GO): heme oxygenase (decyclizing) activity
Source: RefSeq, a predicted model, not a curated record